AACGUCAACCUCAGUCGGCAGCUGACGAUGCGAAGGGAAGUCAUCUUGACAGCUGUCAUCCGUUGCGAUCGGAGUGCGAGAUACUUCACUAUAGAGCGGGCACAAAAGUGAAGGAGACCCCGUUCACAUAGUAAAGCUAAUAGCCGAGUCCCUGUGAGAGUUCAGGAUGCCACCGUUCUUCAGCUCGCCUACAGGGAAGCACUGCAUCCUGUACCAUACGAAUUGGUGCAACUAUGCCAGAUCAUUCAACGUAAAGGACUUGCCUAUCGACAGCGUCACCGAUAUAUGCUAUGCCUUCUUCAAUCUGGCUCCGUCCAUUGACAAUGCAAAUCUAUGGGUUAUCACCUCUGGUGAUCGCUGGGCGGAUUUCGAGAAUCCUUUCAUGGGGAAGGGCGCGCCACCGGAAAAUACUUGGCAAAGUCCGCCGCAAGAUCUGGGUAAUCUAGGUCAAUUUCGCAAACUGUUGGCGAGUGGUGCUCGUAUCAAUAUUACGCUGAGCAUUGGAGGCUGGACGUGGUCAAAGCAUUUUUCCGAGGCUUCUCGCGACAGUCUGGCACAGAGCGUUAUCAAGUUCUUCAAAGAAUGGGACGUAUUCAAUGGGGUUAGUUUCGAUUGGGAGUACGUCUCGAAUAACGGCGUCAACUACGGAGCAGAUGGAAACGUUACCCAUCCCAGUGACGCUGCCAACUUGCUUCUCUUCAUAAAAAGGGUGAGAAUCCUCUUCCACGAUGAAGGCUGGCUGGAUUAUACCAUUAGCCUCUGCUGUACACCUGCCCCCGAGAAGAUCAAAUUCAAAGUGGAAGAGUUCGUCGAGGUUCUUGAUCAGUUUCAUAUCAUGACAUACGACUUCUCCGGUUCGUGGUCAAAGAUUGCUGCUCAUCAGUCUAAUCUCUACAACUCGCAGUAUUCUGCGUACUCGGUGGAUACGGCCGUCAAGGAAUACCUCGCACGCGGUGUUCCCGCUGCGAAAGUCUUCAUUGGAGUACCGUUCUACUCGCGUGGAUUUGUCACCCAGGGCUUGGGUUGUCCUUCCUCCGGAGCUUCUCCCGACACUUCCUGGGAAGCAGGUGUGGUGGACUACAAGAAGCUUCCACUCCCAGGUGCUGAGGAGUUGUGGGAUGAAGAAGCACAAGCUGCAUACUCUUAUGAUAAGAACCGCAAAGUUCUAAACACUUAUGACGAUCCGCGGGCUGUUCAAGAGAAAUGCGAUUACGUGAAGAGGUUAGGAUUGGGGGGAUUGAUAGUGUGGGAAUCCAGUGCCGACUUUUCCAGUGACCAUGAUCGCAGUCUGCUCAAGGUCAUCAAACAAAGCCUGACGCACAAGAACCCUCGUGAUAGUUCAGAGAUCUCAAUGCAUGAAGUUGGCAAAGCAUUGGAAGAUUUGGAGGGAAAGAAGGAGGAACAACAACCGAAACGGGUAGCGGCGCCUAGCUUACCCAGCAUGUCUACCUCGAUUUACGGUGGCUACCCCCGCCGUGGCCUUCCAACACCUCCUGAUACCUCCGCACCUAGCCUUCUUUCUCAAAAGACUCUGGACAGUCACGGCACACCUCCACCUGUUCCUCUUUCAACGAAGCCGAAAGAGAUGAGCACGCCUGUCAAGCACGGUGCAAGUUCGGUUUCUUCACAAACUUCUGCUUCAACAGCAAUUAGGGGCUCCUACAAAGCAGCGCCACCUUUGCCACCUCACCGUGUGGUUUACCGAAUUCAGCCGACCUCGCGCCCCUCCUCGGUAAACGUUGAGUACCGCGGUUCAACCUAUGAGUGUAUGCUGGCUCACUCAGGAUUGCCGAAUUGGAACCCCGAAGAUGCUAGCACUCUUUGGAAGAGGAGGACGUGA
Saitoella complicata NRRL Y-17804 is the source of this 1840-nucleotide messenger RNA. RefSeq lists its product as uncharacterized. Bases 167 to 1840 code for a protein of 557 amino acids. Gene Ontology annotation, molecular function: chitinase activity; chitin binding; carbohydrate binding. NCBI's taxonomy places the organism in Eukaryota, Fungi, Ascomycota, Saitoellomycetes, Saitoellales, Saitoellaceae. The transcript has 4 exons. Gene Ontology annotation, biological process: chitin catabolic process; carbohydrate metabolic process. The record is from RefSeq and is a predicted model, not a curated record. Gene Ontology annotation, cellular component: extracellular region.